GAGUCAGGAGACUGGGGAACAUUUAUGCUAUCUAAUUCUUAGCUUAGCAUAGCAGUAAACUUGGGACCGGAGUUCAGAUAAGAGCAUUGCACCACAUGUUUGCAGUAGGCGCGCACGACUUUCAAAAUAGAACGACUGCCUUCUCCUUGGACCGUAUACACUCCGAUGCUAAACUGUUCCCCGCGACGGCUUGUCUAGCAGUUCUCAAUAAGCUAAUCCUGCGCUUAUGAUUACAGUUUUGUGCAAGCCUAAUUUAUUUAAUUUUUCACGGGCACAUAUGUUUAUAUAUGUAUAUAUACCUUACGAAACGAGUUAACUCUCUGUUUCGCAAUUUAUCGCAAGAAGUCGUUUGCAGUAAGCCACGAUGGACUACGAAGAUGAAUCAUACAAGCUUCCACCCGAGAGUUCCAGACUUGUGAACGCGGCGACAUGUACAGCCAUGGCCUUGGACCGCGAAGUGCGCGUGUACAAGCGACGGUGGAUCAUGCUGGCUUUGUUCGUGCUGUGCGCUGCCAACAUAACAGUUCACUGGAUGCAGUUCUCCAUCAUAGCCAACAUCGUCAUGAAGUACUACAACGUUUCCAGCAGUGCCGUCAACUGGACGUCCAUGGUCUACAUGGCUGCGUACGUGCUGCUGGUGGUGCCGGCGUCUUGGCUGAUGGACAAGAAGGGGCUGCGGGUGACGCUGGCGUGCGCGGCCGGGCUGACGGCGGCCGGCGCCUGGCUCAAGGCGCUGUCAGCCUCGCCGCAGCGGUUCCCCGUGGCGCUGGCGGGACAGGCGCUGCUGGGCGCGGCGCAGGUGUUCGUGCUGGGGGCGCCCGCCGCCGUGGCCGCCGCGUGGUUCGGGCCCGGCCAGGUGUCCACGGCCACCGCCCUCGGCGUCUUCGGCAUCCAGGUCGGCGCUGCCGUGGGGUUCGUCAUCCCCCCAGUCGCCGUGCAGAACCACGAGGACGCUGACGACAUCGGGUCCGACCUCCUGAGACUGUACUUGGGACUCGCAGCUGGACCAUCCAUACUGCUGCUGCUCAUACUGCUAGUGUUCCAGGCGGCCCCGCCCAUUCCACCCAGCCCCGCCGAGGCCAGCGUCAAGAGCCAGGAGAAGAAACCCGCCUUCUCGAAGACACUCGGCUCGCUGCUCACGAACAAGGACUUCAUGCUCCUUCUGCUCAGCUACGGAGCCAACAUGGGCGCCUUCAAUGCCACCUCGACCCUGCUCAAUCAGAUCCUGCUGACUUACUUCGAGGGUUCUGAGGCUGAUGGUGGCAGGAUUGGGUUGAUAAUGAUACUAUCAGGAAUGCUGGGCUCAGUCGUCGGAGGGUUCGUGCUGGACAAGACCCACAAAUUCAAGGAGACGUCCGUUACUGUAUGCGCCAUGGCUCUUCUUGGUAUGAUCGGCUACACGUUGUCAUUCAGAACUGGACACAUCGUGUUCGUGUACGUCGUUGUUGCAUUUCUUGGGUUCUUCAUGACGAGCCACAUGACGGUGGCGUUCGAGUUCGCGGCCGAGCUGACGUACCCGCUGCCGGCCGCCACGUCCUCGGGGCUGCUCAACAUGGCGGCCGAGGUGAGCGGCGUGGCGCUGACGAGCAUCGCCGGGCGGCUGCUGGCGGCGCGCGGCGACCUGGCUGCCGACGGCUUCCUCUGCGGCCUGCUGCUGGCGGGGCUGGGCGCCGCGGCGCUCGUGCGUGGCGGCGACCUGCGGCGCCAGGCCGCGUCGCUGGCGCCGUCUCCCGUCAGUGAGGGCGACUGCGCGGCGAGCCACGUCGAUACCUCUGACGAGCCCGCCGCGAAGCUAGCGUGAUCUCGCGCGGGCUAUGGUAACCACAAGUUGACUUGUGAUGUGCCACGUCGAUAGCCCGGGGAGACCCACCACGACACUAGCGUGAUCUCGCGCGGACUAUGGGAACUACAAGUUGACUUGUGACGUCAUGCCACGUCGAUAGCCCCGGGGGACCCACCACGACACUAGCGUGAUCUCGCGUGGGCUAUGGGAACUACAAGUUGACUUGUGACGUCGUGCCAUGUCGAUAGCCCCGGGGGACCCACCACGACACUAGCGUGAUCUCGCGCGGGCUAUGGUAACCACAAGUUGACUUGUGAUGUGCCACGUCGAUAGCCCGGGGAGACCCACCACGACACUAGCGUGAUCUCGCGCGGACUAUGGGAACUACAAGUUGACUUGUGACGUCGUGCCACGUCGAUAGCCCCGGGGGACCCACCACGACACUAGCGUGAUCUCGCGCGGGCUAUGGGAACUACAAGUUGACUUGUGACGUCGUGCCACGUCGAUAGCCCCGGGGGACCCACCACAACACUAGCGUGAUCUCGCGCGGUCUAUGGGAACUACAAGUUGACUUGUGAUGUCGUGCCACGUCGAUAGCCCGGGGGGACCCACCACGACACUAGCAUGAUCUCGUGCGGGCUACGGUAACUACAAGUUGACUUGUGACGUGCCACGUCGAUAGCCCCGGGGGACCCACCACGACACUAGCGUGAUCUCGCGCGGUCUAUGGGAACUACAAGUUGACUUGUGAUGUCGUGCCACGUCGAUAGCCCGGGGGGACCCACCACGACACUAGCGUGAUCUCGUGCGGGCUACGGUAACUACAAGUUGACUUGUGACGUCGUGCCACGUCGAUAGCCCCGGGGGACCCACCACGACACUAGCGUGAUCUCGCGCGGUCUAUGGGAACUACAAGUUGACUUGUGAUGUCGUGCCACGUCGAUAGCCCGGGGGGACCCACCACGACACUAGCGUGAUCUCGCGCGGUCUAUGGGAACUACAAGUUGACUUGUGAUGUCGUGCCACGUCGAUAGCCCGGGGGGACCCACCACGACACUAGCGUGAUCUCGCGUGGUCUAUGGGAACUACAAGUUGAUUUGUGACGUCGUGCCACGUCGAUAGCCCCGGGGGACCCACCGCGAAACUAGCGUGAUCUCGCGCGGGCUAUGGGAACUACAAGUUGACUUGUGACGUCGUGCCACGUCGAUAGCCCCGGGGGACCCACCACGACACUAGCGUGAUCUCGCGCGGGCUAUGGUAACUACAAGUUGACUUGUGACGUCGUGCCAUGUCGAUAGCCCCGGGGGACCCACCACGACACUAGCGUGAUCUCGCGCGGUCUAUGGGAACUACAAGUUGACUUGUGACGUCGUGCCACGUCGAUAGCCCCGGGGGACCCACCACGACACUAGCGUGAUCUCGCGCGGUCUAUGGGAACUACAAGUUGACUUGUGAUGUCGUGCCACGUCGAUAGCCCGGGGGGACCCACCACGACACUAGCGUGAUCUCGUGCGGGCUAUGGGAACUACAAGUUGACUUGUGACGUCGUGCCACGUCGAUAGCCCGGGGGACCCACCACGACACUAGCGUGAUCUCGCGCGGGCUAUGGGAACUACAAGUUGACUUGUGACGUCGUGCCACGUCGAUAGCCCGGGGGACCCACCACGACACUAGCGUGAUCUCGCGUGGGCUAUGGGAACUACAAGUUGACUUGUGACGUCGUGCCACGUCGAUAGCCCGGGGGACCCACCACGACACUAGCGUGAUCUCGUGCGGGCUAUGGGAACUACAAGUUGACUUGUGACGUCGUGCCACGUCGAUAGCCCGGGGGACCCACCACGACACUAGCGUGAUCUCGCGCGGGCUAUGGGAACUACAAGUUGACUUGUGACGUCGUGCCACGUCGAUAGCCCGGGGGACCCACCACGACACUAGCGUGAUCUCGCGCGGGCUAUGGGAACUACAAGUUGACUUGUGACGUCGUGCCACGUCGAUAGCCCCGGGGGACCCACCACGACACUAGCGUGAUCUCGCGCGGGAGAUGAUAACUACAAGCUAGAUUUGUGGUGUUAGACCAUAUCGAUAGCCCCGAGGUACUCAGAGGUGUAGCUAUGCAGGGAGGAUGGCCCCCUAAAUUCCUAAAUAAAAAAAAUAAAAAAAAUCCUAUAAACAAAUGGAAAGAAUUUGAAAACGAACAGCACGCAAGUGUUUCUAUGCCUUUGCCUCCCGAGAUGAAAUUCUGUGUAUGCUCCUGGAGGAACCUACCGCGACACUUGCUGCUCUUGUAGGUUGCUGUCGACAGUGAGUUUUUUGGGGCGUUUCGAAUUAUUAGAAGCAGUGAUUUCUAGAGAAACUUUCUAAAUGAUUACUAAACUGCACUAGCACAUUUUCUAACUGGCGGAUGUCUGCAAAAGAAUGCAUUACCUUUAUUGACCAGGUCAUUCACGAAGCUGUUUGGUUUCACAAAGAAUGACUUUGAUUUAUGUGUCGACAGUAGUCAUUUAUCUGAAAGAAGCAACAAGUCACAUAACACAGACUCUAUGGUUGAACACAAGAGUUAGUCUGAAAAUCUUCUCGCAAAAAAUCAUGUACGGUACAAAAUUUUGAAGACUUCCUAUCACCUGACAAAUGCUCAAUAUUUUCCAUCCCUAGUAUUAUUACUCAAAUCACAAUUUUUUACUGACUUCAUUGAGUGUCCGAAAACUGUAAAAAUGCAUACAUGUAUGUCUCAUGGCUGCCCGAGAAGAAUGGAUUUUGUUGUGCACCAGCAUCUGGAAUAUGAUCCGAGAAAAAUAAAACAUUUUGGAGUGCAGUAUUUAAAA
Bacillus rossius redtenbacheri is the source of this 4605-nucleotide messenger RNA. RefSeq lists its product as uncharacterized. Gene Ontology annotation, molecular function: heme binding; heme transmembrane transporter activity. Lineage: Eukaryota; Metazoa; Arthropoda; Insecta; Phasmatodea; Bacillidae. Gene Ontology annotation, biological process: transmembrane transport; heme export. Bases 365 to 1801 code for a protein of 478 amino acids. The transcript is spliced from 8 exons. The record is from RefSeq and is a predicted model, not a curated record. Gene Ontology annotation, cellular component: membrane.